GUUUUGACUUUCUGCGUAGGCCACAAGGAAGACAAUCGUUCCUUCUGUAAAGCAUGGCUACAAAGUAUGUUCCAAACACUGCCAGGGCAAGCGUUUCGACCCCUCACCGUGGACAAAUUUCCUCUGGUAUAAAUCGCAAUUCCAAAUUGCGACCUACACAUUUCAUAUCCUUGCCCAUCGGCCACCACGUGCACUUGCAGGAAUCAGUGAAGUCGUUCACGGAUGGUUUGCUCAAUAGUAAGCCUGCGCUCCCUGGUGUCGAUAGAGGUAUUGUUAUCGCACCCCGUCGCCUUCAUUUGACACUAGGAGUCAUGACUCUCGAGGAUACACCAGUUUCCUCUGGGAACACUUUAGCAAAUGCACAGGCAUUGUUAUGGUCAUUGAGAUCUCGCGUCAUGGAGUUAUUAGACGGUCACAGUCUCUGCAUUCCUCUUACGGAGAUGAACAUCAUGAAACCCGAUCGUGGUGAUGCAGAAAACGCCCAUGUACUCUGGUUGGGUCCUUCAAUGGAUACAAAGGACGCGCAGCGCCUCAAAACCGUGAGCGAGUUUGUGAACAAAGCGUUUAGGGACGCAGGUUUUAUUCAAGAUCGUCGUCCUCUUAAGCUGCAUUGCACAAUUCUCAACACUUCGCAUCGCAAACCGCGUCGACAGCCGUUCUCCUACAACGCAGUCCUUGCGUCACCGGUCAUGUGUGAGGUUAUUCGUACACCGCUCGGAGCACAUGAUUUUCGGAACCCCGUGAAAGUGGAGUUUGGCACUUGGAGCGUUGAUGAAAUACAGAUAUGCAAGAUGGGAAGUUAUGGACCUGAAGGCGAAUACGUGAGUUGCGGGUGCUGUUCGGUGGUGUCAUAAGUGUGUCGGUGUAUGACACAUGCCAUGAUAUAUGCCAUAUUCUACUCACAGCCCUUGUUGGAAGCUUGGAAGAGCUUGGAUUAUGUCGCUACGGUAUGAUAGGUAGUCUAAGUAUUAGUAAUUAUGCUGUGACUACA
This is a messenger RNA of Suillus paluster, 991 nucleotides long. RefSeq names its product kinase A anchor protein. NCBI's taxonomy places the organism in Eukaryota, Fungi, Basidiomycota, Agaricomycetes, Boletales, Suillaceae. Gene Ontology annotation, cellular component: nucleus. The coding region runs from base 54 to 854 and encodes 266 amino acids. The transcript is spliced from 5 exons. Gene Ontology annotation, biological process: regulation of DNA-templated transcription; DNA alkylation repair. The record is from RefSeq and is a predicted model, not a curated record.